Messenger RNA from Anopheles funestus (African malaria mosquito), 8415 nucleotides. Its product is annotated as neuropeptide CCHamide-1 receptor-like. Gene Ontology annotation, cellular component: membrane. Gene Ontology annotation, molecular function: neuropeptide Y receptor activity. Bases 1476 to 2903 code for a protein of 475 amino acids. Lineage: Eukaryota; Metazoa; Arthropoda; Insecta; Diptera; Culicidae. The record is from RefSeq and is a predicted model, not a curated record. Gene Ontology annotation, biological process: G protein-coupled receptor signaling pathway. The transcript has 10 exons.
UUCGAUAUCAACGGUAGGUGGUUUCACCUGAUUACCUGCAGGAUGGAUGAUUCAGAUAGAUAGAGAAUAGGGCUGUUCGUAAGAAAAUUACCGAGAAAUCAAAUUUAAUACACUUUACAAUGCUUCAUAUUGACAUUGGGAGGAAGUUAAAGGUGCGUCCAUAUUUGUAUUACUCACGUAUUGUAGCGUGGAACCGCUUUCGGCGUGAAGUGAACGUUAAGUUAACUUUUGAAGUAAAGUUAACAUUUGCUUGCAAUUGCUUCAAUGCACCGAUCGAGUCGAGUGUGACAAUAUUUAACUUAUAUUAAGUCCAUUUUGAAACUGUUUGUAUAGAACUCACUUUUAACGACGAUUUUUGAUGGGUUUCUAUUAGAGAAAUGGACCGCAUUGUUGCUUUAUAUCUCCGCGUUAUUCUUCAAACAUCCUUUUUAUAACGGCUUUGGGACUAUCUGCAUGCUUUCAACGUGGAUUACAGAAAGCAGCAUAAUUGAGAUGCUUUCUGCAGCAUAGAGUGUCUGACAGAGUCUUUAUGACUAAAAUUUCAUUUUCCAGCAUGAUAAUCGAACAGAAACACAUUUUAAUCGCAUAACUUUCUAAGUUGCAAUUUUUAAAUGGUACGUAAAACAAUUGAUGUAGUACCCCUGACAACCGAACGUGCACGUGGUCGAUGAUGGCCGUUCGGCUGUCAUCGCGGUUGUUUGGCGCGCGAACUCAUAUCAGCGCGGGAUAAGAAACGAACGACAUCUACACGUGUUUACUAAACAAGCCGACAGCGUACAAGCAGGCGCUUGCGCAUAAUUUUCCCGCGCUCGGAAAAUACGCUUCAUUGAUGCAGCGGUUGCAGAGGCUGGCAGUGCUCUUCGUGUGCUUUGUUGGAAGCGAACUAGCCCUAACGACACACGCCGCGUGGGGUUUCGUACGACAAGAUGCUGGCGCGCACACUGCUAUGUGUCUGGGCGGUGUUUUUUUAAAUUUUCUUACAGGCGCAAGUCAACCCAACGCUACGUAUUGAGCGUGCAGCACCGUCAGUAGCCUUUGUACCGGGUACGGUGUUGGAUUGAUCUGUUCCGUUCUCCGGAUUGCUGGAAAGAUUAUUAAUUCGUUAAAAAUAGUACCAGCACCGACUGGAACUGUGCUUCGUGAAAGUGUAAGUGUUGUGCAAAUAUUGUUUUUGUGGUGAGCAGUAGAAGAAGAAAAAACGUACAUGGUUUAAUGCCAGCAAGUGAUUGCGUUUCGUUCAGUGUUCAGUGUGAUCCGGUUGAAGGAGUGGUUUUUAGAGAAAAAAAAAAUAAUAAGAUCGUAGUGUGGUGCUAUUCGCUUAUUUCAAUACAACGAUCGGUUCAACGGGCGCUGGAUUAGGUGAGCAACCAAACCGAAGAACUGAUCCCCGCAUCCCCCAACAAGAAGAAGUGGCUCGAUGUCGUCUACCGUGUGAAGCUUGUCACAUAAUCAAAGUACAGGAUCGGUGACUUGCAAUGGGCAUGGCCGCCAUGAUGACGAUGCUGGAGCAAGGAACAAUCGCCACCGCGAACGAUACCACACACGACACGGAUGACUCGACGGAUGCGGUGUACGGUAGUAUGGUGUAUGAGGAGGACGUUUACACAUCGAAACCGUCGGUACCGCCACUGCACCACCUCUCGCAGAUGCCAGUGAGCGAGUUCGAACUGCUCGAAGCACUGUUCAACACAUCGGCCGGGGGUCCGAUAGGUAGCUUCUGGAACACGUCUUCCGUUGCUACCGAAACACCCUACACCCCUUACGAACUAAGGCCGGAGACGUACAUUGUGCCGAUCCUGUUUGCCGCCAUCUUUAUCAUCGGUGUACUCGGCAAUGGGACGCUGAUUAUCGUCUUCUUGAGGCAUCGGGCGAUGCGCAACGUUCCCAACACCUACAUCCUGUCGCUGGCCCUAGCCGACCUGUUGCUGAUCGUUACGACCGUACCGUUUACGUCCAUCAUCUACACGCUCGAUUCCUGGCCAUGGGGAAGCCUGCUCUGCACGUCGUCCGAAUUCAUCAAGGACGUGUCGAUCGGUGUGUCCGUGUUUACGCUCGUCGCACUGUCUGGCGAUCGGUUUUUUGCCAUCGUCGAUCCAUUGCGAAAGUUUCACGCGCACGGUGGUGGACGGCGAGCCACACGGAUGACCAUCACGACGGCGGUUCUGAUCUGGCUUCUGGCCAUCGCCUUUGCCAUUCCUGCUAUCAUUGGAUCACACAUCAAGACUGUCAUCGUCAACAAGGACGUGUCGUUUUACUUCUGCUAUCCGUUUCCGGACGAGUGGGGCCCACAGUACGCCCGGGGGAUGGUGUUGGGCAAAUUUCUCAUCUACUACGCCGUGCCGCUGUUCAUAAUUGGCAUCUUCUACGCACUGAUAGCGCGUCAUCUCAUCCACAGUGCCAAGCACGUACCGGGUGAAAUGCAAGGCACAGUACGACAGAUCAAAGCCCGCCGGAAAGUGGCUGUCACCGUGUUGGCGUUUGUGGUCAUAUUCGGCAUCUGCUUUCUGCCAUCCCAUUUAUUUAUGCUGUGGUUCUAUUACAACCCAAACUUCAACGAGGAUUACAAUGGAUUCUGGCACGUACUGCGAAUAGUAGGCUUUUGUCUUUCGUUCGCCAACAGCUGUGCCAAUCCUGUAGCGCUCUACUGUGUUAGUGGUGCCUUCCGGAAGCACUUCAAUCGGUAUCUGCUAUGCGAUGGAACCUCCAGCAGUCGGCGAAGGCACGGAGACAAUAUGGCACCGAGAGAUACAUCCCUUACCAGCACCAUGUCCCGCCGUUACACCAGCAAACGGAUGCAAUCGCUACGAAUAAACAUUCAGGAGACAACGAUCGUGAUGAUACCGAAUGGGAACUCCAAAUCCGAGGGCGCAGUGCUCGAAAAGGAAAUGGUGUGUUUAUCGUAACAGCGAAAGCACCAUCUAGCGGCCACCGGAAACCGAACCAAGAGUGUUGUCCAAAGGCUAGCGACGACCCACGAACUGACCGCUACGGAUGCUGGAUGCGAUGGUGCUGAUGGUGGUGGCGGUAGUAACGGUGACCAAGAUUUGUGGCCCACGAAAGGAGCAACAACUUGCGACCGGAAACUGUCGACCGUCGGUUUCCGAUUGCCACCCGGUCGUUCUGCUGUUCGACCACACCAAGCGUGUGAAAUAAGCAAGGUUUGAUUUACGGCAAAUGGCGUGUGUGUUCGUGUGGCCGGACGACUGUCCAUUUUGUGAAAGGAAAAUGAUUGAUACAUGUUUUGAGGUAGCGCUGACUGGCCAUAUUGGACGUCAGUUAAAUGUUUGCGGUUGACGCGGUAGAAUGCAUAUGAAGUUAAUGUAAGUAAACUUCAUUGCUUGUAUACUUUAGUUCAUUAUAUGUUACUUUGUAAAAUCUGUUUAAAAAUGUAAUACCAGUAUCAAAUUUAAAUUCAAUUGUCUUUUUAAAUUCUAGUUUCUACAUCAAUUCAUUCUAUUACUUUGCAAUGUACAAAGAGUAUUAAAUUAAUUCAAACCCUAAGUAACAAUUUCAUACCUUCUUUCCAACAUUUUUUCCAUAUUUAAGCACAAGCUUGAUAUAAUUUGAGAAUCUCUGCUCCGGCAUUUAAUGCUCGACAUUUAAUUGUGUCGUCUUAUGUACACUGCUUAUCAUGCUGCGGUGGACUUGGUCAAACCCAAACCCGAUAUCUCAAAUCUACCAAUUUCUUGGUACGCAACUGUUUGUUUAUGCAGCCGACAUGCUUUCAUACCGUAUUCACAUAGCAUCGCGGAUACAUUCAAUAAAUUUACGGAAAUUGUUCCGGUUUUCAACUAGAAAUGCCUCUACUCUCGAGUAAUUAGUGGCAUUGCUUGUCAGGAAUUUGUCUUCCUUGAUGGCAUCUGUGUAAGUGUUUUGGUCUAAUCAGGUUAACGAAUGCAAAUUGAAUUGUUGUUUGCCAUCAAUUCAAUUUAUUUAUGAAAGCGGUUGCACCCAUCGGCUUAAGUUACACAUUAAACUAACUUAAACAAGUUAGAAAUAAAAUCUUUAAAUCAAGCUAAGUUGAUGUUAUGAUUACAUUAUUCUGCCCAGGCUACGUUUAGUUGCUUUCAUUCCUAAAAAAUCACACAUGAAACAUCCAAAAAAAAGCAUGUAUACUUAACCGUGAGACAUCAACUUUUACCUGUCCUUUCACCAGUCGGCAUAUUCAAUCUUACUAAACGGCAAUUCAUCGCCGAAGGCAAUUAUCUAGGAAAAGUCUCUUUUUCUUUUUUGUGGGAUCAGUUGCAUGGAAACCAUUUAUGUUUUUUGCUAGCAUCACUGAGCUUCAAAGUUGUUCACGCUUAAGUGAAUGAAUGUAGAUAGAAAAUACCCUUCCGAGAAGGAUUUUCUGGAACUCUAACCCGUAUACCUAGUGUCACUGGACAUCAUGAAAUUUCGUCGUUUUAAAAGGCCGUUUAUGAUUGUAUUUGGUAUUUAGAAUGUUGAGGUUAAUAUGUUGAAAUUUUGUUGACCAAAAUGUUGUACCUUUGUAUAUUCUUUUGUCGGAAAAGAAACGUCCAAAGUGAAACGCUGAUAGGAAUUUAAAUUUCAUUCAUUUUGUAACGGUACAAUACAUUUUCCUAAUAUAAACAAAAACAUAAAGCUCAAACAUGUGCUUUCCCAAACAUACUAAUUAUAAAACAAUUUUAGAACAGGCAUUAUCCUCCCAUUGUUCGAUGAUGAUGAUGAAAAGAGCAGACACAAUUCCACCCAACGAAAAAACUCUUAUCUUUAAUUGUUGUGCAGAUAAAAAAGUGACACAAAAAAAGCAGAUAAAUGUCCUUACCAUUGAAAAGCAGAAAGGUUAAGCAGACCUCGCAAAUUACUGGAACUGUAGGAUUGGCCAGCGUGAGGUUCGGUAGCUUUCCGGCGGGAAAAAAAAUGGAAAACUCCCAUUCCAGAUAACUUCGAACGCAGCAGUCAAGCUUUAUCUGUUGACUGGCUUAAGAUUUGUCAAACAAUUAAGGCAACAAUAGUUGGACGAUGCCUGUGAGGUAUGUUUUUUUGCGGUAAAAGCAAAAGCUGUUCUUUCAACCGUUCAUAGAUGUCAACUGCACCGCUUUUAAUGGAGUACGUUUGCUUAUCACGCUUUUCGUUCCUUCGAAUGUUCGCGUGAAAGGUAGAUUUUUCUUUGUGGAAAUGUUUGCUCUUUAACAAAAUUUCCAAGUCUACCAUUUAAAAGAUUUCGAUGCAAGUUGUUUGCUGAUAAAAAGUUUAAGUAAUGCAGACUUGUCAAUGAAGAUAUAUUAUCCAUAACCACAGCCGAAACUGGUGUUUUGUUAAUUAAAGUAAUUAGCAGUUUUUUUAGCAAAUCAACUGUACAUUUAUUGCUAGUUGCUAAACUGUUCGUUUUUAGAGGCUAUUUUCUGUAUAGAUCUCCUCUAACCUCUGUUUGAUAUGAUGUCAUGCCUUUGCUACUUUCUGCAGAUAAACUAAUUUACAGCUUCCGGAAAUAAUUGUGCAUGCAAACGAUAGUAUCGUUCGUGAAGAUGCUGGUAGUAACACAUCCACCAGCAAAGCAAAAGUAUCGUGCCGGGUCACCACGAAGAGUACGUGUCAAAUCGACUGCUUCAUACACAUUUAGGCGCUUUAUGUAAAACGAAAGUCUGUUUCAAAAAGCGAUGCGUAUGAAUAGCUUGAUUAAACACAACGUAAUCCUUUCCAGUUGUUUUUCUCUGGUAUUGGACCAUUGUUUUUUAUUCCUUCCUAUAUCAUGAUCCAUAUUCAGUGGGUCUCCUAAAUGUUUCAUUAUUUUAUAGACCAAAUUCGUCUACGGGGUAGCUAGAGUUUGAUAGAGAUCUUCAGGCAGUAUAUUGACAGGAAAAAACUAAAUUAGCAUUCAAUUAGCUACAGAAUAAUGAAGGUUUAUUAUUCCACCCAAUGCUCAAUAGAUCCCAACUUUCUGUUUUUUUAGCUCUUAACCUUUUCAACUUAGUCGAAACAACGUGCUUUGGUUAAUAUUGGAAAGAACGCGACAGCAGUACAUGUUUUAAGCAUUACACUAACAUGGCUGCAUUGAAUGUGGUCUGCCAAAACCAUUUUUGUACCGUUCACUCUCUCGAACAAAACCUACAUUACACUGCAAAACAUGUUUGUGAAUAUGGUUAGAGCUGAAAAGCAAAAAAAAAGGUUGCAAGCAAAACCUUCUGCUGAUCCACGCGAUUGAAGGACGGAUUCGGUCAUGAAUUUUUCAUGUGUUUCUUCUCAAUGCGAAAAAAGCGAAAACCGUUUCGUGUGCAGUAACGGCCCCCAAAACGGAAAACAACGUGCAUUAACGUCCGGCACGAUUUUAUCAAAUUUGUUUUCAGCAAAUCAAAAUCUAAUCACAGCAUCAUGUUCAAUAAUGUGAAAAUCACCGAGUUUCAAUUAUUCAUGCGGAUGUCACAUUAUGCUGGAUGAUAAGACACAGCUUAUUUGAGGAACGCUUACGCACUUAUUGGGAUUCGAGUGUGGCGUACAUCAUGAAAACAGACUCUCAAAAUAAUGCUACACAUCGGUAAGUAACAUAACUUUAUGCUCUCAACAGCCCCAGCGUGUAGCAAGCAGCCAAAUGAAUGUUAAUUUGUCAUGCAGAUUGCAUGCUUUCAGUUGUACAUACAUUUACAAAAGCUUGUCUACAUUAAGGCUUAAUAGGUCUUUUUAAAGAUACGAUUCGAUAUCAAACAAGGCAGACGUGUUUACAUAUGAUCUCGCAACACAAUGAUGAACAUUAAACAUAUUUUGAUUAUACAUGACGAAUGUUUCAUGUCCUCUAAUUUCAUUUGCAGCGUCAGACAACAAGAAUUUUUCACAGUUCAGUGCUUUGCUCUGCUUUGCAUUAAUGUAAAUCAUAUUUUGAUUCGUUAUUGAUAAAUCUUCUGCAAAAGGUACUUGCAUCGUCUUUUCCUUUGAUGUGCGUUACGUAAAAGGAUCUGUUCCUUUACAUGUUCCAAUCUAUUACGAAUAGAAUCCCUUUCAUCCGCUGUACUGUGUGCUAUCAAACUUCAAGAUUAACAAGUUUGAAAGAAACUAUUAUGUGAGAAUUUUAAAUAUUACAAUUAUUACAAUUUAAAUACAACAGUCGUUCGAUCAAUGUUUCGUGCGGUACAUUCGUCUUAUUCUUAUGAAAAGUUUUCAUUUAUUCGAAAGCUCAACUCUCCGAAACACACACAAGCAAAUUCAAACAAACGACAAACUCUGCGAAACACUGUACAAAUCUUCCGGAAAAGCUAAAACGAAACUUCCAUGCUUUAUCCUAAUGGAAAUAAUUUCUUAGAAUGAAAUACACUAACAUUUUGUUGGCUGCCGAUGGAAAAGUUUUUAAUCAAACCUUGCUUACUUACCACGUAACCUGCAUCGUGCACUAACGUCAUCUAGUGCUUACCAAAUGGAGGACGCCAUUAUAUAAAUAAACGUCAGAUGUUAGAAUGAAAUGAAGCUAACUCGGUCCCAUUUGUAACAUUUAUGUAAAGUACACCAAAAAUAGAAUCAAUUACUGCUGAAGGCGUAGAAUAAUUUCGUAAGAAUCUUCCAUCAUCACAAAAAUGGUCCUCACGAUUCAGCCCUGGUACGACGACGAGGGCGAAUAUAAAACUGUUAAUUAAGUUAAGCCUACGUGAAAAUUCAUACAUUGACAUAAUGUUAGGAACGAUCUUUUCGAAUAGGAUAAUUUAUUUUUGCUCGUACCCACGCACCCACAAAACACAUUUUGUAUUUGAAAGGAUCUAAGUAAUCCGUGCCGCUGUACAAAGAAGCCAUUUUUAGGAGAGAAAAAAAUCCUUUGCUUAAUGAUAAGACCACAUACUAGGAAGGAAAGCUGGCACUAAUCUUUGAUUUACGCCAAAUAGGAAACCAUAACAAAUCCUUACACACACACACACAUGGGCACAUAUAUAGAAAUGAUUAGAUGUAAUGAGAACCAAACAAAUCCUAACUGUCAAAAAAUCGUGGCAACACGUAACAAUUACAACCAACGUAAAACAAAGCAUUUCCUUUAGCAAAUGCAAAUAAAUACGUUUCUCAUCAGUGCUGUUGAUAAAAAGUACCAAAAACAAAAGCGAACAAAACCAACAUGAAUGUAAAAAAUAAUCCUGUUGCAAUGCGAUAAACGAUGAUGAUAACGAAGAUGGUUUGCAGUUUGUACAGUGUUACUUGCGGAACGCUUCCUUCUUGCCAUUUUCGGGAGAGAAAAAAAACCCCGUACCGUUCAGAAUUGCAUUAAACACAUAUUACACAGUAAGAAGCAUCGUUACGAAAUGUAUGUUUGUGAUGGGUAAUAUUUACACCAGAAAAGAAUUGAAUAGUUUAUAAAACACCUUUUCGUAUAAAAUAGCAUGGGAAUGUACAUGAUUUAGAGAAAAUGCAACUAAAACCGAAAGAGUAUGUAAAUGAAAGAUGAAAUAAAAACUUGAUUUGAUGUAAAAGUGAUUUAAAUAA